AAGAUACCUCAUGGUUGACAUCUUCGUUACCUCAUGGUAGAUAUAAUCGAUACCUCAUGGUAAACAUCAUCGUUCCCUCAUUGUACACGUCAUCGAUACCUCAUGGUAGACACAAUCGAUACCUCAUGGUAGACAUCAUCGUUACCACAUGGUAGACAUCUUCAUUACCUCAUGGUAGACAUAAUCGAUACCUCAUGGUAGACAUCGUCGAUACUUCAUGGAAGAUAUCAUCGUUACGUCAUGGUAGACAUCUUCAUUACCUCAUGGUAGACAUACUCGAUACCUCAUGAUAGACAUCGUCGAUACUUUAUGGUAGACAUCAUCGAUACCUCAUGGUAGACAUCUUCGAUACUUCAUGGUAGAAUCAUCGUUAUCUCAUGGUAGACAUCUUCGCUACCUCAUGGUAGACAUCUUCGAUCUGGUAAUUGAAGGGAAGACACAUGUUCAGACUGGAAGUACAUUAUCUUUAACAUGCAAUGGUACUGCCUUACAGUCACAACCGGCGAAUCUUGACUGGUUUAAAGAUGAGGAGAAAUUGAUUCCGAAUGAAAGAAUACAUAUAAACGUUCAUACAAAAGUUAUGGAUCGAUCUGUUAGGACUAUAUCAAGUACAUUAACCAUCAAUGAUAUGGACAAACAAAACGAGGGACAAUACAAAUGCUGGAUUUCCAAUGCCAUGAAUAAAUAUAUUACUGUACAUGUCAGCGGAGACAUGAAGUCAGGGGCUGAUAUGAAGUAUUUUAUGACAACGUCAACAGCUGCAUUGACCCUGGCUGUGAUUGCGUUCUGCAUUAAAAAAUGAUGAUGAAUGCACAACUCACUCUAUAACUAGAACACUAUUGAAUAUACUAGAGAUGGUUUUCCUUUAAGAGUUUAUCUCGUUCGAGUGUUCAUAAUGCUUUUAGAAGGAUGGCAAAGAUAUUAGCUGUAGUAAUCAUCUUGAUUAAUAAAAAGUUUGCAUAGUUUAAAAAAAUUCCGCUAUUGACAACCUGUUAGUAGUGUAGACCCAUCUUCUUUAAAACACAAUUGUUCGUAUAACUAUUUGUAUACGUGCGAUAAAAUUUUGCUGAUGUGCAUGACUUAUUGUACGGCACAUACACACACACACACGCACGCACGCACACACACACACGUACUUACUGUACAGGACCGCGUUUGGUUUGUACACAGGAGAACUCGAGAAGCAAUAGCACAAAAGCCUACAGUAUUUUUUCCCAUCUGAACUCAACCAGUGCUCUAUAUUUCUAGAAGAAACGUGUCGUGUUUUCACAAUUCCAACAGAAGAACAUACAUACAUACUUACAUACAUACAUACAUACAUUCAUCCUUUACCAGUGCAGAUACAGAGCGAUCUGACCUGAGGGACGUAGUGAGACAAAGCCCCAAGAACAGUGAAACAAACAAACACGCACGCACGCACAGAGAGAGAGAGAGAGAGAGAAGAGAAGAGAAGAGAAGAGA
Molecule: messenger RNA, 1461 nt
Organism: Mercenaria mercenaria
Lineage: Eukaryota; Metazoa; Mollusca; Bivalvia; Venerida; Veneridae
Exons: 3
Coding region: 356-802 (148 amino acids)
Biological process (GO): synapse organization
Cellular component (GO): neuron projection membrane
Source: RefSeq, a predicted model, not a curated record